AUGGUCAUGGACUCCAGGUCCUCAGAGGCGGAUCCUUUCGAUGUAAAGAUCGCGGUCCCCACAAACAUUCUCCGAGCAGAAAAGGCGAUGGGCGACGUGAUGAACGAACGUUUGCAAGAGCUUGAAGAGGAGAUCAUGAACUGCACCGAAUUACUUGACGAGAAGAUCAAACGCAUGGAGCAGAUUCAACGAGAUCUUGGUCUCAAGGGAUCCUUUGAUGACCUAGCAGCUGGGGAAAGACCUCGUUUGAGAAGUGGACGUCACAAAUCAAGCGACUCAGGGUUUAUGUCUUUGCCACUGGUGGAAGCUGUAACACAAAUUGGCUCAGGAAUCAGUGAGGCAAUAUUCGGUCACCUUGGCUCCGAUUCCCGUUCGCAUGUGAUCCAAGACGUGGUCAUUGGAGGACGAACUGAUUCCCGAGCUCGUCUUCUGGAAAACACAGAUCUCAAAUCCGACGCUGAGGGUUUGACUGAUCCGGACACUGGAGUUGAUCCUUCGAAAGGGAACCCGAAUCUCAUGUCGCUCGAUGACGAGUCCUAAACAGGAACCCUGCAUGAAAACUCCGGUUCGCAAACAGCAACAGCAGAAAUCAAUCGGUUGAAUCACAGACGAGAUCACCCACAUCAAAUCACCGUCGUGCUACAUACGCAAAACUACGAAAAUAAUCCCUUCGUGAUCAGCAUCUCAGAAAACAAAAGCGUGAGUCCGCUUCCCGCUCCCUAAAAAACGUCGCAUUCACGCUGCAAUCGAAACGCCUUUAAGCGUCGUCCUGUUCAUCCGAAUUUGUGCCAGAUUUUAGCGUCAACAGCAGCUCGUCAUGAAUACCUUUUGCGAGAUUUAUUAGUCUCGUCACCUGACGAAAGAAAGAGGCGAAGAAAUGCAUUUUAUCUGUUUACACAGUAUA
Notodromas monacha is the source of this 904-nucleotide messenger RNA. The record is from the annotation of a GenBank genome assembly. Lineage: Eukaryota; Metazoa; Arthropoda; Ostracoda; Podocopida; Cyprididae.